Micromonas commoda is the source of this 1257-nucleotide messenger RNA. RefSeq lists its product with no specific name. Gene Ontology annotation, molecular function: protein binding. Gene Ontology annotation, cellular component: preribosome, large subunit precursor. Lineage: Eukaryota; Viridiplantae; Chlorophyta; Mamiellophyceae; Mamiellales; Mamiellaceae. Bases 1 to 1257 code for a protein of 418 amino acids. The record is from RefSeq and is a predicted model, not a curated record. The transcript has a single exon.
AUGGAGACGAGGUGGACGCAGGGCGGGCUGCGACCGAGGGUGGUGCACGAGUCCACCAGCGACUGGAUACGACGCGUGGCGUUCGACUGGCCCAACGCGGUCAUGGGCACCGCGGCCGGGUCUGUGCUGGUGUGCAACUGCGAGGAACUCGGCGGUUUGGAGUACCGCGAACGCGCGCGCCGCCUUUUGGCGCGGCGUAAAGACGCGCACUCGCGGGAUUGGCGCGCGGUCGAGGACCGCGGACUCGGCGAGCGCUCCCUCCUCGGACUUUACGACGCGGGCGCGGUGACGGCUGUCGCCAUCGCCGGCGACCUCGUCGCGUCCGGGGGGCGCGACGGCAAACUACGCGCGUGGCGAAUCCCACCCGGCGCGGACGUCGACAGCCCGGGGCACCCCAGGGACGGCGAGCGGCUCAUGUGCGUGGGUGCCGCGGAGCACCCGGAAGUCGUCACGGGUGCCGAGUUCGACGUCGCCGGAGGAUGCGUGUGGACGUCGUGUCUCGACGGGAAGAUUCGUCGUUGGGGGCUCGGCGGAAACGACGAGGACGCGAACGACGAAACGGACGACGAGGACGAUGCCAAGACGUUGGAGCUCCUCGGGGAAUGGUCCGUUGGUCAGGCGGCGCUGUGCCUCUCCCUGGACCCGAACGCGAGGGUUUUGUACGCCGGCACCGCGGACGGAGGCGCCGUCGCGAUGGACGCCGGGUCUUUAAACGCGAAUGACGACGGCGACGGCGAUGACGCGGGCUCGUCGUCGUCGUCGUCGUCGUCGUCGUCGUCGAUCGGGGCGACGCUCGGGGCGUGGACUGCGCACGAGGACGGCGUGACGCGUUCGGUGUCGCACGCGCGGGGCGGGUGCCUGACCGGGAGCAGCACGGGGGCGGUGUACGCGUGGCGCGUCGAUCGGCGCGAGGGGGCGAGUUGCGUGUCGCCGUCGCUCGCCGCGAAGAUGAUCGGUCACGCCGCGGCGGUGGUGUCCAUCUCCACGGGGAAUCCGCGGCACGUGGUGUCGGGGGCGCACGACGGGACGGUGCGCGUGUGGAACGCGCCCGAUCUCACGCCCGACGACGAGGACGGAGAGGAGCGCGGCGGCGGCGGCGACGUGAAGAAAUCGGAGUGCCUCUACGCGGUGACUGGGCACACCGUGUGGCUGGGCAGCGUGCAGGCGGACGAGACGCGGAUCGUGUGCGACGGCGCGAACAACAUCGCGAUGUGCUACGACUUCAGCGAUGAUCCCGACGACAACGGCGACAUCUGA